GGGAAAUACCAUGAUCCGCCUCUCACAGAUCCGCCUCCAUCACAUAUACACAGAGGUCCAGGCAUCCAGAUUCCACAGACCCUGAGGACAGAGACAGCUGAUUUAAAUCCCUGAGACAGCACCGGAGACCCCAAGAAGAAGAUGAGUGCCUCCCAGGAACAAGUGCACCUCAGCAGGUCAGAGGUGUGUGGGAUGAUGAGGGAAGAGCUGUACAGUGAAAUGGAUUUUCAGCAGUCUCAGACCCACAUGUUCAUUGUAGUUGGCGCUUCGGGAGAUCUGGCCAAAAAGAAGAUCUACCCGACCUUGUGGUGGCUGUAUAAUGACGGGCUCCUUCCUGAAGAUACCUAUAUAGUGGGGUUUGCACGUUCAAAGCUGACUGUGCAGGACAUCCGGAAACAAAGCGUGCAGUACUUCAAGGUUACAGACAGUGAUGCAGGGAAGCUGGAUUCAUUCUUUAAGAGGAACUCCUAUGUCUCUGGACAAUACUCUGAUGAAGCUUCUUUCAAAGCUCUCGAUAAACAUCUGCAGUCACUGCCCAAUGGGUCAAAAGCCAACCGCCUGUUCUAUUUAGCAGUACCACCCAGUGUGUAUCUAGAUGUGACCCGGAACAUCAGAGUCACCUGUAUGAACACAACUGGCUGGAAUCGGGUGAUUGUGGAAAAGCCGUUUGGGAAGGACCUGGACAGUUCAAAUAAAUUAUCUGAGCACAUCUCCUCCCUCUACCAGGAGAACCAGAUCUACCGUAUUGACCAUUAUUUGGGCAAAGAGAUGGUGCAGAACCUCAUGGUGCUCAGAUUUGGCAACAGGAUAUUUGGACCCCUCUGGAACCGGGAUCACAUUGCCUCUGUGGUUUUGACAUUUAAAGAGCCGUUUGGAACACAUGGUCGUGGAGGAUACUUUGAUGAAUUUGGCAUUAUAAGAGAUGUGAUGCAGAAUCACUUGCUGCAAAUGAUGUGCUUGGUGGCCAUGGAAAAGCCGGUGUCCACUAACUCUGAUGAUGUGCGGGAUGAGAAGGUGAAGGUGCUGAAGAGCGUACCUGCGCUGACCCUUAACAAUAUUAUUUUGGGUCAGUAUGUUGGUAAUCCGGAGGGGCAAGGGGAGGCUCAGAAGGGCUAUCUGGAUGACCCCACAGUACCUAAAGGAUCGGUCACCCCAACAUUUGCCACGGCUGUGCUGUACGUGCAGAACGAGCGGUGGGACGGUGUUCCGUUCAUCAUGCGCUGCGGGAAGGCUCUGAAUGAGAGAAAAGCAGAGGUAAGGCUGCAAUUCCGUGAGGUUCCAGGUGAUAUUUUCCAAGGACAGUGUAAAAGGAAUGAGCUGGUGAUAAGAGUUCAACCAGAUGAAGCCGUCUACACAAAGAUGAUGACCAAGAAGCCGGGGAUGUUCUUCAACCCUGAGGAGUCUGAGCUAGACCUGACAUACGGGAGCAGAUAUAAGGAUGUAAAGCUGCCAGAUGCGUACGAGAGACUGAUUCUGGAUGUGUUCUGUGGAAGCCAGAUGCACUUUGUGCGCAGUGAUGAGCUGAGGGAAGCCUGGCGAAUCUUUACUCCCAUCCUGCACCAACUGGAGAAAGAGAAGAUCAAACCCCUGCCCUACAAAUAUGGGAGCCGCGGUCCCCAGGAAGGUGAUCUGUUGAUGCAGAGUGUUGGCUUCCGAUAUGAAGGAACAUAUAAAUGGGUAAAUCCUAACAAACUGUGAUCCCUUCCCUGAAGACAUCUCCAUCUGAUGGAUUCUGGCAUCUCAACAAACUCCCCAUCGCAACCAGUUGCAACAUCUCAGACUGUGGGGACCAAAGUACAACAACAAUAAUACUAUAAUGCUACAUACAGCAUUAAGUGACGUCGCAGUUUACAUUUCAUACCCUCUGUCCCUGUUGCUUCCUCCGGCUUCUCUGUAAUACCUACCAGGUGCAUUCCUGGAGCUACCUGUAUACCCUGCUGCUGUAGAUCAGAUGGACUGGUUGUUAGUGAUGGAGAUGAAACGUUUCUGGCCUCACUGAUGACGUUAGACAGUUUGACACGUGUUCUCUUGGUAGCUUUUGUGUUUUGCUUUUAUUUUGAUACCGGUUAUAUAGUAAAUACUUUCAUGCAUA
Messenger RNA from Pseudophryne corroboree (corroboree frog), 2092 nucleotides. It is a transcript of the gene G6PD, whose product is annotated as glucose-6-phosphate dehydrogenase. The record is from RefSeq and is a predicted model, not a curated record. The transcript is spliced from 13 exons. The coding region runs from base 142 to 1698 and encodes 518 amino acids. Gene Ontology annotation, molecular function: NADP binding; glucose-6-phosphate dehydrogenase activity. Gene Ontology annotation, biological process: glucose metabolic process; pentose-phosphate shunt, oxidative branch. Gene Ontology annotation, cellular component: cytosol. Lineage: Eukaryota; Metazoa; Chordata; Amphibia; Anura; Myobatrachidae.